UUCCUCCUGACCCUGGCAAGAAUUCAGUACGGAGCAUGGGAUUAGUCUGCUGGGAGUUUGGGAAUCAAGAUGCAGAGCCAUCACACAGAGCACCUCUACAAGAUCCUAGUGAUUGGUGACUUGGGAGUUGGCAAGACGAGUAUCAUCAAACGCUAUGUCCACCAGAACUUCUCCCCGCAUUACCGUGCCACCAUCGGCGUGGAUUUCGCCCUGAAGGUCCUAAGCUGGGACUCAGACACCGUCGUGCGACUACAGCUAUGGGACAUCGCUGGUCAAGAACGGUUUGGAAACAUGACUCGAGUCUACUAUCGAGAAGCAGUAGGAGCCUUCAUUGUCUUUGACGUAACAAGGCCAGCAACAUUUGAGGCUGUGACCAAAUGGAAAGAGGAUUUAGACUCAAAAUUGACUCUCUCUAAUGGCGUGCCAGUAUCCACAGUACUUCUAGCCAACAAGUGUGACCAGGGAAAAGACGGCUUCAUAAACAACCUCACCAAAAUGGACCAGUUCUGCAGGGAGCAUGGCUUUGUUGGCUGGUUUGAGACAUCAGCAAAGGAAAAUAUAAACAUUGAUGAAGCCUCCAGGUGCCUCGUGAAACACAUUAUUGCCAGUGAGACUGAUUUACUGCAGUCUGUGGAGCCAGAUGUUGUAAAACCCCAGAUGAAUUCUUCCAAAAUACCUAGCUGUUCUGCUUGCCUUAAGUUCUAAUUUUCUAUAUAUUUUUUUUUCUUCUUCUUUGGAACUGUUGUUAAAUAAAAUCCAAUAAAGUGUUAUGGUUGCAGUAA
This is a messenger RNA of Rana temporaria (common frog), 782 nucleotides long. RefSeq names its product RAB38, member RAS oncogene family (gene RAB38). Bases 70 to 705 code for a protein of 211 amino acids. Gene Ontology annotation, biological process: endosome to lysosome transport; phagosome-lysosome fusion. Gene Ontology annotation, cellular component: Golgi apparatus; trans-Golgi network; lysosome. The record is from RefSeq and is a predicted model, not a curated record. NCBI's taxonomy places the organism in Eukaryota, Metazoa, Chordata, Amphibia, Anura, Ranidae. Gene Ontology annotation, molecular function: GTPase activity; GTP binding. The transcript is spliced from 3 exons.